Messenger RNA from Sabethes cyaneus, 1305 nucleotides. It is a transcript of the gene TTLL1B, whose product is annotated as polyglutamylase complex subunit TTLL1. The record is from RefSeq and is a predicted model, not a curated record. Bases 40 to 1305 code for a protein of 421 amino acids. The transcript has 5 exons. Gene Ontology annotation, cellular component: cilium. Gene Ontology annotation, biological process: microtubule cytoskeleton organization; protein polyglutamylation. Gene Ontology annotation, molecular function: tubulin binding; tubulin-glutamic acid ligase activity. NCBI's taxonomy places the organism in Eukaryota, Metazoa, Arthropoda, Insecta, Diptera, Culicidae.
ACUGCGGAACCAAAACGGGUCUCGACGAACCUUGCAUCCAUGUACGGCAGAAUUACUGCAGGACACGAACGAAUGAAGAUAUGUUUCUGUACGGAUCUGGACAAAUCGGUCCUAAUCAGCAACUUUGAAAAGCGCGGUUGGGUUCAGGUAUCCGCCGACGAUGAUUGGAAUUUCUACUGGGCCGGGACGGGUACCUGUCGGAAUAUCUUCAGUGUGGACAGUGGAUACCGCAUGCAUGAUAACCAGCUGAUCAAUCACUUUCCCAACCAUUAUGAGCUGUCGAGAAAGGAUUUGUUGGUGAAAAAUAUUAAGCGAUAUCGGAAGGAUCUCGAGAGGGAUGGAAAUCCACUGGCGGAGAAAACUGAAGUGAACAUUCCAGGGGGAUCGAAGUAUCUGUAUCUGGACUUUAUACCGGUCACGUUUGUCCUGCCGGCCGAUUAUAACAUGUUCGUCGAAGAGUAUCGUAAAAAUCCGCAAAGCACCUGGAUUAUGAAACCGUGCGGUAAAUCGCAGGGUGCCGGAAUUUUUCUGAUAAACAAACUCUCCAAGCUGAAGCGCUGGUCCCGGGAGGCCAAAACAUCUUUUCAUCCGCAGAUCGGGAAGGAGAGUUACGUCAUUUCCAGAUACAUAGAGAACCCACUGCUGAUUGGAGGCAAAAAAUUUGAUCUCCGCCUGUACGUCCUGGUAACAUCGUUUCGACCGCUGAAAGCUUACCUUUUCCGGUUGGGCUUCUGUCGCUUUUGCACGGUGAAGUACGAUACUAGCGUGACAGAGCUGGACAACAUGUAUGUUCACUUGACGAAUGUCAGUGUGCAGAAGCAUGGUGGUGAAUACAAUAACCACCACGGUGGCAAAUGGAGUGUUCAAAAUCUGCGUCUUUUUCUGGAAGGUACCCGCGGGAAGGAGGUUACCGAUAAGCUGUUUGGAUCGAUUACCUGGUUGAUUGUGCACUCGCUGAAAGCCGUUUCCAGUGUGAUGGCCAGCGACCGGCACUGCUUCGAGUGCUAUGGCUAUGAUAUUAUCAUCGAUAACACGCUUAAACCCUGGCUGGUGGAAGUCAACGCGUCCCCUUCGCUAACGUCUACCACGGCAAACGAUCGCAUCCUAAAAUACAAAUUGAUCGAUAACAUCCUCAAUAUCGUACUGCCACCGGAUGGAGUUCCAGAUGUCAGAUGGAACAAAAUUCCCAGCCCGGAUUUGCUAGGAAACUUUGAUCUGCUGAUAGACGAAGAAAUCGCCGCCCAGGACGAAAGUGUUCCCACCAGCAAUGGCAAGGGUCGAUCCAGUAGCAACCGAUGGAAAUGA